CACCCGAUCCUCAACGGUUCCUCUGGGAAGCGGUUCGACGCAGGAUUGGAUGGGGAGCCAGCUGUACAGACAGACAUCAACGCCGACGUACACUGAUCUGCUGGAGAGGCGGACCCCCGUUGGUUAUGACGCAGGACUCGUAGAUCUCAGCUUCGGUUUGAGGUCUGGGAGUGCAGAGGACGUCACACACACCGUUCUCGUGAACCCAACUUCCGACACCAACCACGCACCGCCUUCAGUGGGGCUGUCGGGCCUUCCUGAUACCCACGCCUGGUGUUCUGGUCAGUCGGGCGACGAACGUGGAGUCCUUUUGCGAAGGCGGGGGGCAGUGGUUACAGCAGGUGUGGCCGUGUCGAGGACAAGGACAGGUGGAUCGACGACGCCAACCGGUAGAAUCGACGGACGAGGGGAUGACGAUGAGGGCUCCGCUGCGGAGGUCGUGGGACGAAAGGUUUGGGAUGAUCAUCGGCGACAAUCCCGUCAAUCGAGCAAGUCCGCCAUAACGAGAGGGGUGGCGAACAUUAAUGUGAGGGCGGACGAUGUAUUCGGCGAUUGCGAUGGUGCAGGGGGCGAAGAUUGCGCUGCAGGCAACGGGAGCAAUGACAACGACGAGGACGAUGACGGGAAGAUGGAGAUUCGUCCGAUAGGGAGGAAGCGGGGAGGGUCAAGGGCCACAAACAAGUCUACAGAGCCGCGCGCGGGGCGGGGAGGCAAGAAGGGUGCGGGAGAUACGUCGACAUGUGAGGUAGCAAAAAGCAGGGAUUUUUGGACCGUGGACCACAUGAUUGCUGUGAUCCGAGCUAAAAGAGACCAGGACUUGCAUCUGGCCGGCCUCGGCCACAACAGCGGAAGGAUGAAGACGAAGACAUGGAAGUGGGACGACGUCGAGAAGAGGCUCGUGCAGAUGGGGUUGAUGAGUAGAAAGGCCGAGGACUGCAGGAAAAAAUGGGACAACCUGUACCAGCAGUUCAAAACCGUGCACAAGUUCAUGGGCGAAUCGGGGAAGCCAAAUUUCUUCACACUAACGCCGGGAGAGAGGAAGGAGCGGGGGUUCGAUUUUCGGAUGGAUGAACGUGUGUAUUCGAAGAUGAAGGCCAUGUCCAGGGGCGAUCACACUAUACACCCCACGAAUCUCGCGGACACAGGUGUGGCCGAAGGUGUUCAAAUGCCCUGUCCACGUGGAGGUCGGAAUGAAUCCGGCGGUAGCGAGGGAUGCGGGGAUGGACAGGACGACGAUCAGGGAUCGACGAGGGAUUCAACGUUCAGCGGCGUUGGUGGUGGCGGGGGCGGCAGACGGAAGAAUGUAAGACAGCAGACCUUCGACACGAUUGCGGACGACGGUGGACAGCGCGAGCAAGAGGCAGUGCUCAAUUCUGAUGAGGCAAUGCAACAUUCUGGAGCGAGAGCUAGAAGUGCAGAAGGAACACUACCACCGUCCGCGCAAAAGGGCGAUACGACGGCGAGCGACACUCGUACGUCGGCGGCGGAUCACAGCAGUAGAAGCGUAGUCGCCGAAGGUGCGGAGGAGGCGAGGGUCGAUGACGUCCGUCACGACGAUGGGAGAAGAGAAGGAAAGCGGGAGGGCGAUGACGACGACGACCGUCCACUUGUCACGAGGUUGAAGGGAGCGGCAAAGGAGGACGAUGUGGAGGAGAGGUCGAAGUUGUGGGUUGAUUGCGACGCUUUCUGGGAUCAGGGCCCGGGGAAACCAUUGAGGGAGGCGGUAGGUGACUGCGCGGACUACUUUGUCGCCAUCGCUAACGGAGGUGCAGGAGCUGAACCGCCUGCGAUGCUCGUAAUGCCGCCGAAUGAUGUGCCGCGCUUCAAGAUCGAGGACCCUGCGAAGCGCGAACCCGCUUUGUGCAGAGCGCGCAACGUGGAAAAACUGGUGUUGCGCACCAUCCACGGCUGGAUCUUCAAAUCGUCGUCGAGGUCGACUGGCUUCGCUUGUGCAGAGUCGUACAUCAGCGUGGACUUAGCUACAGACGUCGCACGAGCAGUUUGGCAGGGAUACGAAUGGUCGAACGUGGUUUCCCCUACCCUGGUCUACCACACGCUGGCGAUAAAGAUGGACGUUCCUUUGUGGUUCGCGGGGGUGAAGAUUGUGGACCGGCCUGAAGACGACGACAUGGCGGCGCGGCAGGAGGCGACAAUUCUUCGCAUGGUGGACUGCUGGACAGAUGCAGUCUGGUGUGGAUAACGGGCGGAUGGCGGCCGUGUGAAACAGGAGAGGUAGUCUCGGCUUGCGGAUG
Molecule: messenger RNA, 2252 nt
Organism: Chara braunii
Lineage: Eukaryota; Viridiplantae; Streptophyta; Charophyceae; Charales; Characeae
Source: the annotation of a GenBank genome assembly